GGUCAGCCAAAAUAAACACAACUGGCGCUGUGCGUCUCUCUCCUCGUUAUGUAGAUUCUGUGCAACACGGGCAGAGAUGACCCAAGGGAUUUGCGUAGUGCAUUCUUGUAAGUAUACUUCACUGCAGGACAGAGAGGAAGGCAUCAGAGGCAAGCCAAAUAUGACCAAACUAUGCCCGGGGUUAGAUUACUCAUUCAUCACUGGACAAAAGGAAUGUGUGCGGAACUUUGGUCUUUGAAAACGUUGCCAGCCUAUGCAGAUGUAGAAACAACGUUGGAUCUUGGUAGGUUGGUCAGAAUGUUGCACGCCGUUCCAGGUCAAAUCGACUUGGUAUGCGCAACCUAGUUCAGGGGUGUGCGUUUGCUUUCCAUCGACAUGUGGCGCUGUUUCCCCACAACACCCUCUUGCUCUACUUUUGUGCCAUAUGCGGAAUAUUAGGUAUGCAUGAAUUAAGUCGCUGUAAAGAAUUUUCAAAAUAAAACUUGUCAUCAUACUCCUGCGUUCACGAAAUUAUGGAGUGACAGUCCAUAAAGAAAAGAGCCAUGGGCACAUACGGGCUACGGAAGUCCCGGUUACGUUGGGGGUUACGUUGAAGUUAGUCAAUCUCCACUUCCUGUUGAGCGGAACAUCCCGCUGCAUCAGUCUCCUCUGUAUCCAUGGUGGAUCACUUUCUUUUUGAUAUAUUUCCUGAAAACCUGUCGUUUUACUUUCGGAUCGACGCCAAGGACUGAUGUGACCUGAUCUCGGCCUAUUUACGUCCAUUAUGUGAGAGCAGUUGUGCAUUCAAGCUGACCGUAAACGUCGGUGCGUUACAAGUAGGCUAUUUGUCCAUGGACAUGGAGUGUGGAAUCACAGCGAAUCGAAUGUGUUCGUAAGAGGGAAUCAGGACAAGUUGGCAACAUCUAGAAAACAUUUCUAAUUUUGGUCUCGAGUCAUUUCCAAACCACCAGCAGCGGACGAUACACAAACUCAUCUGAAAUGGGGAAAUCUGGGAAUCUGUGCUUAUCCCUUCUAGUCUUGAUAUUAUCCUGCCUCAAACACGGACUUGCGUUCAAUCUAGAUGUUGACAAACCUUCUGUUUUCACUGGUCCUCAAGGGAGCUAUUUUGGAUUUUCUGUGGAUUUCUUCAAACCGAGUAACAGGCAAUUAAACGUCCUUAUUGGCGCUCCGAGAGCAAUUGUGUCAACAAUCUCCAACGUGUCAGAGAGAGGGGCAGUCUACAGUUGCCCUUGGCAAACCGGGGAUGGCUGUAAGCAAAUACCGUUUGACAAUACGGAGGAUCGGACGAAUGACAACAACCAGCAGAUGGAAUUCAAGACCAACCAGUGGUUUGGAGCCACAGUGCGGUCAGAAGGGGAGCACAUCCUGGCAUGUGCACCUCUUUACCAGUGGAGCACAUACGGCCUUUCAGAGAGAGAGCCUGUAGGAACCUGCUUUCUGAAGAAAGGAUCCAACGUCGUUGAAUACUCCCCUUGUCGUUCAAGUUUCAACUCUCCAGAGGGCCAAGGCUUUUGUCAAGCAGGGUUCAGCGCAGACUUUGUGAAGAAUAACAGGGUGGUUGUUGGAGGACCUGGAAGCUUUUACUGGCAAGGUCAGCUCAUUUCAGACGACAUCUCUGAGAUCAUCGGCAAGUUCAACAACAAGUUUUACACCUCGUACUCCGGCCAGCUAACCACCAAGUCAGCUGGAGCCAUGUACGAUGACAGCUACUUGGGGUACUCUGUGGCUGUGGGUGACCUCAAUAACGAUGGGACUGACGAUUACAUUACCGGAGUUCCAAGAGGCGAGAAGGCACUGGGUUAUGUGAACAUUUUCGAUGGCCAGAACAUGGUGUCCAUGCUUAACUUCACUGGUGUUCAGAUGGCAGCCUAUUUCGGGCAUUCGGUAGCGGCCACUGACAUUAACAAUGACGGGCUGGUGGAUCUGUUUGUGGGGGCUCCCCUCUUCAUGGACCGUGGCUCCGACGGUAAGCUGCGUGAGGUGGGCCAGGUGUAUGUGUACGUGGGCAAGGGGGCCUUCAGCUUCCUGGGCCCCCAGAAGCUCACGGGCUCCGAGAUCUACGCCCGCUUCGGGAGCUCCAUCGCCAGCCUGGGAGACCUGGACCUGGACGGCUACAACGAUGUGGCAAUAGCCGCGCCCUAUGGGGGCCCAGACCACCAGGGCCUGGUGUACAUCUAUAACGGGCGUCCGGGGGGCCCGGAACCCUCGGCCUCCCAGGUGCUGGAGGGACGCUGGGCCUCGGCCUCCAUGCCCCCCAGCUUUGGCUACGCCAUGCACGGGGCCACCGACAUCGACCUCAACGGAUACCCAGACCUAAUCGUGGGCGUGUUUGGUGCUGACAAAGCAGUUCUCUACAGGGCUCGGCCGGUGAUCAGUGUGAAUGCCACUCUGGACAUCACGCCUCAGAUCCUGAACCCGGAGGACCGCAACUGCACACUGCCAGGCACCUCCACCGCCGUCUCCUGCUUUAUGGUGAAAUACUGCCUGAAGGCCAAGGGAAGAGGUGCCCCAUCAGAUUUGAACUUCCAGGUGGACAUUGUGCUGGACAAGUUGAAGCACAAGGGGGCAGUGAAGCGAGUGCUGUUCCUCCACAGCCGCCAGUCCUCCUACGCCAAGAACAUGACCGUCACCAACGGACGAACUCCAGGCUGCGAGGAGCUCCAGGCUUACCUGAUCGAUGACUCAGAGUUCAGGGAUAAGAUCACUCCCAUCGCCGUCUUCAUGGAGUACCGCCUGGACUAUAGGACUGCGGCCGACAAGACGGGCCUCCUGCCCAUACUCGACCAGUCCACACCAGCCAACGUCACCAAACAGGGUCAUAUAUUAUUGGAUUGCGGGGAGGACAAUAUCUGCAAGCCAGACUUGAAGCUGUCUGUGGUGAGUGACCAGAAGCAGAUCUACAUCGGUGACGACAACCCCUUGACCCUGGCGGUGACGGCUGAGAACAACGGGGAGGGGGCCUACGAGGCCGAGCUGCACGUCACCAUGCCCCCCCAGGCUGACUUCAUCGGGGUCGUACGCAACAGCGAGACUCUGUCCAGGCUGUCGUGCGCGUACAAGAGGGAGAACCAGACCCGGAUGGUGGUGUGCGACCUGGGAAACCCCAUGAAGGGCGGGACCAAGGUGGUGGCCGGACUCCGCUUCAGUGUCCAUCAGCUGGCAGAGCAGGACACCUCCGUCAAGUUCGACCUCCAGAUCGUCAGUUCUAACCAGUUCAACAACACUAGUAACCUCGUCUCCAGUGUGACAAAUCUGGCAGUCCUGGCCAAGGUGGAGAUCAGAGGCGUGUCCGCCCCUGAUCAAGUAUUCCUGCCCAUCGCCAACUGGCAGCCAAAAGACAACCCAGUACUGGAGGACGACAUUGGACCCCUCAUCCUCCAUGUCUAUGAGCUGCGUAACAAGGGGCCGAGCACCUUCAGCAAGGCCAUGCUGGACAUCCGGCUGCCGUACAAGUACAACAACGGCUCCCUGCUCUACAUCACCAAGUACACCGUGGACGGAGCCAUGAACUGCAGCACCGACAUGGAGAUCAACCCCCUCAACGUGUCCAAUCCUACAUUUUUGGACAAAAACGUGACCGUUGCCAGUGGAGACCGGUCGGAGAGCAGGAACCGUAACCAUGUCCACCGGCGAGACCUGGAACAGAAGCAGAUGGAAGGAGACCUGGAGCUGCUGGACUGUGAGAAGGCCAAGUGCCUGAAGAUCCAGUGCCGUGUGGGCCGCCUGGAGAGGGGCCAGAGUGCCAUCCUCUUCAUACGCUCACGUCUCGGGGUCGCCACCUUCCUCAAGGCUGAGUCCCAGAACCGCUCCUACAUCGUGAGGUCCUCGGCCACGUUCAACGUCAUCGAGAUGCCCUACAAGAACUUGGUGUCCGAGUUCCCAUCCAACAGCACAGCUGUGAACCUAGCGGUGAUCUGGGUGAAGACGGACUACACGCAGCCCGUGCCAGGAUGGGUGGUGGCCCUGGCUGUCCUGGCGGGACUCCUCCUACUAGCCCUGCUGAUCUUUGUCAUGUACAAGUUGGGCUUCUUUAAGCGAGUGCGCCCCCCACAUGGCGACAUGACGGAGAAGGAGCAGCUGCAGCCACAGGAGAAUGGCGACCGCAACACGGAGGCCUGAGAGGAGAGGAGGAGGAGGAGGAGGAGGAGGAGAAGAGAGCAGAGAGGAGGAGGAGGAGAGGAGAGGAGAGGAGAGGAGAGGAGAGGAGAGGAGAGAAGAGAAGAGAUGGAGUGAGGAGGAUAGAGAAGAGAGAAGUGGACCUCCGCAGCACUGUGUCAAUGCCAUGUCUCCCAAGACAGGACUGGGAAAACAAAAUCUCCCGUGGUUAAAUCACCAUGGGACAGAAACUACAGGUGUGUGUGUGUGUGUGCGCGCGCGCGCGCGUGUGUGUGUGUGUUGUGAGAGUGUGUUUGUGUGUGUGUGUGUUGGGAGAGUGUGUGUGGGUUUUGUAUGUGUGCACGAAAGUGUGAUUUUUGUUUUCGAGAGUCGCUUGGCCCAUUUGAAAAAUGUGGGGACAGAAUGACACGUACAAUGCAGUUCCUGGCCGACGCUGCCUGUGCAUAUACUAUACCCAGUAGUACUUCUUCGUUCGAUUGUGGACACUGGACAAGUGAUUGAUUUUUUUGGACUUCCCUACACUGUGCCAUCUCAUGACUGCCAUGGAGAAUAUGACGGAUGAGACACACAUUGGAAAAGAAAUCUAAGAAGUACUUUUUAGAAAAAAAUCCAUCAAAUGCAGUGGGUGUGUUUUUCAUUUGACAGUCCCUUGUACGGGGAUGAGUGCCAACCAUGUUUAGCCCGAUUCGCACGGGAUAAGUAUUACCUAGGGACCUCUGGUAAUUCACAAUUAGCCCCGGACGUCCAUGAUUUUUCAUGCCGCAUUCGGACGGGAUAAGCAAACGUCUUUUAUUCACUCAAUUCACAGACAUUGCAAGGGGGAUGCAACGGCGCGCAUAU
Messenger RNA from Engraulis encrasicolus (European anchovy), 4956 nucleotides. RefSeq names its product integrin, alpha V (gene itgav). The record is from RefSeq and is a predicted model, not a curated record. Gene Ontology annotation, biological process: cell-cell adhesion; angiogenesis; cell-matrix adhesion. Gene Ontology annotation, molecular function: integrin binding. The coding region runs from base 979 to 4119 and encodes 1046 amino acids. NCBI's taxonomy places the organism in Eukaryota, Metazoa, Chordata, Actinopteri, Clupeiformes, Engraulidae. The transcript is spliced from 30 exons. Gene Ontology annotation, cellular component: integrin complex; external side of plasma membrane.